GUCAGCGAUACCCCGACCAAAUCGGGGGUAAGCUAUCAAUGAAAGGGAAACCGAAUCUUCUGGAGAGCCACACUGGCGCGUUUCAAUCUUGGAGUUGGAUUUGGAAACAUUUCGAAACAGACUAGGGGCCGUACUCGGUUACAGAGAUGUUGAUAUUUUUGAUAUGCAUUUAUCCGACAUAUCUAAACAUCCUGCCAUUUGAGUUUUGAGCUCUCUUCAGAUUAGGCAAAGUAAGCAUUGAAGUCACGGGGUAAAGUAUCUCCUUGUCAUGGCUCUAUAUCCUACAUCGAAAUUGGGCUUGGGUAAGGUUUUACUCCAUUCAACUAUGGUUGAAGGCUCGUCUGGUUUUUUUUGUAAAUCCGAACACGCUUGAAGGCUUUAGAUUUCAACGUUUUUACCCUCUCUGUAAACAACCAUAUCCGCCUUCUUAUAAAUGUAGAACAUGAACAGGACAAACAUUGAAAGCGCCUCGCACAAACUGCUUUGCAAAAAACGACGCCAUCAACCGUUGCCAAACCCAUCCAACUUCCUCGCACCUGCCAUCGCGCAGCUUGCCUCAUCCACUAUAACCCUGACUCCCCAAAUUUACCCCGCCAACCCCACCACUCACAGCCAAACAGCAGCCAAGUCAACAUACAGCCUGCCUCAUCAGGCUUCACUCACUCGCUUACACCAUCAACACCGUCAGGCAGAAACAAUAAACCAAAGCUCAUAUAACAUCCUCCAUUUUACAUCUCCCACCUCUUCCUCUACAAACCAACCACAACCACUCAAACCUAUCCAAAAUGGCACCCCCCACCCCCCUCGAGAGAGCAACCAACUCUGUCCUCCGCCUCGUAAAAGAAGAGUCCUACUACCACAAGGAGCUCGCCCAUCAAGAAACCCGCAUCUCCAAGCUCCAGACUGAGAUUGCCGCCGGCAAACCCGACCUCGACAGCAACGCCCCUUACAUGUUGAAACAAGAGCAAACCGCCCUCGAGGAAACCAAAGCCGUCUUCGGUCCUCUCCGUGACAAGAUCUCCGAAGCUGUCCAGAACCUGGAGGAGCAAAUCGCCAUCACGGAGAGCGAUGGGGCGGAGGGCAAGGAGGAGGAGCUGAAGAAGGCGAGGGAGGCGGUGGAGAGUGGGAAGAAGGUUGCUGAGCAGGAGUAGUAGAUAAUUCAUGGAAGAAAAGCAAGUAGGACGUGUUCAUAAUUAAUAUUAUUUGACG
Molecule: messenger RNA, 1209 nt
Organism: Podospora pseudocomata
Lineage: Eukaryota; Fungi; Ascomycota; Sordariomycetes; Sordariales; Podosporaceae
Gene: RBL2
Product: tubulin folding cofactor A
Exons: 2
Coding region: 786-1151 (121 amino acids)
Biological process (GO): tubulin complex assembly; post-chaperonin tubulin folding pathway
Cellular component (GO): microtubule cytoskeleton; cytosol
Molecular function (GO): beta-tubulin binding
Source: RefSeq, a predicted model, not a curated record